Molecule: messenger RNA, 1117 nt
Organism: Macrobrachium nipponense
Lineage: Eukaryota; Metazoa; Arthropoda; Malacostraca; Decapoda; Palaemonidae
Exons: 5
Coding region: 174-830 (218 amino acids)
Source: RefSeq, a predicted model, not a curated record
UUAAUAAACUGUGGACUAAAAUAUUCAAUGGUCAAAUUCUAAGACUCAGCACUGCUCUGCUACACUCUUGGGGUAUCUUGCUUGGGGAUCCACCGGUGAACAGUACCUUACCUUCGAACUCUACUUUUCAGAUUAUAAUUGGAUUUUGGUGGAUAUUCUCUAUCCUAAUCUCAAUGGCCUAUCGCUCAGCUCUGAUAGCCCACCUCUCGGUCCCCAAGAAGUCUCCAACCAUAGACACUUUGGAACAGUUACUUCAAGCGGAUCGAUACACUUGGGGGAUGGAGGAGACCUAUGGCAUUGAAUGGGAAUGGUUUAAGGAAAGCACAAUCCCAACAGUUCAUAAGGUCUAUGAAAAAAUCUUGGCUUUGACCCCUGAAGAGCAUUUGACAAGAGUUCUGAAAGGUCACCAUGCCUUCUUGACUUGGAAGUACUACAUCAAGGCUAUCAUUCUAUCUAAGUACACUGAUUCACGAGGCUACACCCCACUCCACAUGGGCCGAACAGAGUAUAUCAAUUACGGCGGAUAUGGAUGGGGCUUCAGAAAAGGCGCUCCUUUCCGUCGAAGGAUAGAUGAGGUGAAACUGCGGGUGAUCGAAAGCGGACUCAUAAAGUUCUGGAUAGAUGACCUCAUUUUCAUGUCUUCGAAAAAAGCAAGGACGAAUAAUCUAAACAAAUGGAACUUAACAAAGGUAGAUGAAGGCAGCAGUGAACUGGUAGUGCUUAGUAUGCUGCAUCUGCAAGGGACUUUCUACUUGUCAGCCCUAGGUUUCUGUUUGGCUUCCAUAACCCUCAUAUUGGAGAUUCUGACAUUCCACAUGAAAGGGCAAUAAGAUCAAUGAAUCUACCAAAGCACCUGGUCAGAAUUUACAACUCUUACAGCAUAAAAUAUAUUUUCCACAAAAGCAAUGGUAAAACUGAGCAAGUGCAACGUUGAUAAUUAAGCCCCAUUUCUCGGCAUUUAGCAACUAAAUUUAGCGGAAGAUACGCAAUCUCUGUGGCAUAUCUGAUGUCGUGAAUGUUAGUAAAAGAAGUGCAAUAUAAGCACAGAUAAAAGUGACUUCAAAUUUGACACCAGCAAGCUAAAGGAUCAACAACCAGAAGUGAUGCAAUCUUCAUA